AUGCAAAUAAUAUUUGUCAAAAAGAUACAUCUUUGUUUUUCAGUGAAACUCAUGGAUAAUAUUAUGUCUCUUUGGAUCAGAGACAUCAAUCUCAGACACCUGUGUUCAUUAGUUAGCCAGGUGAGUUCAAUUAAAGAAAAAACUGUAGAAGAAGGACGUUCCACAGUAGGUGUGUUGAGAUGACCCAGAGCCUCACCUGCAUCGUCGGUGAGACCAAGAUGCUGCAGGCGGGGAAAGGCGCCUGAGAUGAAGCUCAUCUGGUGUUGAACACUUCCAGUCAUGGCUCUCAACGUGAUCCUCACAGCAGCUGUGUUGACUCUGCUGACACAAGAGAGUCUCUCACAACAAGAUGUUUGUGGUCAGCCGAAGCUGAACACCAGGAUUGUUGGAGGACAGGAUGCUCCUGCAGGGUCCUGGCCCUGGCAGGUCAGUCUGCAGACAUCUGGACAUUUCUGUGGAGGAUCGCUCAUCAACAACCAGUGGGUGCUGACGGCGGCUCACUGUGUUCCAGGUGGCGACUUAGUUGGCGCGAAGGUGUUGCUGGGUCUUCAGAGUCUGGAGGGAUCCAACCCCAACAGUGUUACUCGAACAGUGGCAAAAUCAAUCAAUCAUCCGAGCUACAACUCAGUGACAAAGGAAAACGACAUCGCCCUCCUGCAGCUCUCCUCAACAGUAACCUUCACCGACUACAUUUCUCCCGUCUGUCUGGCUUCCACUGGCAGUACCUUCUACAGCGGCAUCAACACCUGGGUCACCGGCUGGGGCAACAUUGGAAGUGGAAAUCUACUUCCUUCUCCACAAACCCUCCAGGAAGUACAAGUACCGAUUGUGGGAAACAGACGGUGUAAGUGCAGCUAUGGAGCCAGCUCCAUCACCGAUAACAUGUUGUGUGCCGGGUUACUUGAAGGAGGCAAAGACUCUUGUCAGGGAGACUCAGGAGGUCCGCUGGUGAUUAAGCAGAAUGGUCGCUGGAUCCAGGCAGGAGUUGUGAGUUUUGGAAUAGGUUGCGCUGAACCUAAUUUCCCAGGGGUCUACGCAACAGUGUCCCAGUACCAGACCUGGAUCAAUAGUCACAUUACCAGCAAUCAGCCGGGGUUCAUCGUGUUCACCUCCACUGGAACUGACAGCGACCUCAGUGAGUGGUGUUCAGAAGUGCCACCAAUUGUAACCGCAACUGCAACCACCACAACCACCACUGCGUCUACAGCCUCUAAACCUACAGUUGGGGUCUGUGGAUACGCACCACAAAACUCCAGAAUUCUUGGUGUAAGUUCAGUGACGACUGAUGGCCAAUGGCCGUGGAUGGCGAGUCUGCAAAAGAACGGACAGCACGUGUGCGGGGGGGCUUUAGUUUCCUUUAACGCUGUGCUGAGCAAUGCUAACUGCUUCUCAAGUCCUAUUGUACCGUCUGAGUGGACGGUUGUGUUGGGCCGUCUGAGGCAGAAUGGAUCAAACCCCUUUGAGGUGUCACUGAAUGUGAUAAAUAUCACUCUGAGCAACCAGACAGGCUCCAAUGUUGCUGUGCUGCAACUCUCCACCACGCCCAGCCUGAAUAAUUACAUCCAGCCCAUCUGUCUGGACAAUGGAAAAACCAUCCAAGAGGGAGCAGCAUGCUGGGCUACAGGCUGGAGUUCUGGACAGGGUGGAGAGGAGCAACUCAUGCAGCAGUUCCAGACGUCUGUGCUAAACUGUGGAAAUGCAUCUACAAGUGACAGCAUUUGUACAGAUUUAUUUACACUGGAGCAGGGUGACUCUGGAGGUCCUCUCAUGUGUAAGCUGGAUGGGUAUUGGUACCAGACGGCUGUAUUGCCAUAUGUGAACAGCACAUCCAGGGCAAAACGGGCUACAACCACGAUGGUCUUUGACAAACUGACCAACUUUCAAGACUUCCUUUUGCGCACAGUGGGGACAUUCUUGACUCCAACCACCACCAACACCAGCACAUCAUCUACCAACACAACCAACACCACUACGGUGGCCUCAAGCGCCAGAGAGGGAACUCCCUUUUUCUUCAGCUUCCACCUCCUCAUCCUCUCUUUGUGUCUGCUGUUCUUCUCACAUGAUAGUUAAACUUUUUCUAGAAUUACAUGAUGUGAAAUCCACAAAUCAGUGUAAGUAGUUCAUUUUGAAACCAGUCAGCCAUCUCCUGCUUGACUCAAUUUUUUUUUGUUGACAUCUAGAAACUGAAUGGUACUGUUGGGGUGUUGAAUCAGGCAUUCUGGGAUUACAUCUGUAUAAAUCUUGUUAUUACAUUGUGCCCCUUCUCUAAAGAAUCCCAGUUAUUCAUGCUUACAUUAAUUUAACCGCUUAACAUGUUUUCUUUGACAGGAUAAAGAAGUCUGUGACCACGUUGGUACAUGUUUUAACUAUAAAAGACAGUUGUUUGAAUCACUGUUAUGAUCCUCAAAUGGGAGUCAAAGGACCCAAAUGCAAAAAUGCUGUAUCUUCUGAGGGGCUCUGUGUUUCUUUUUAACGUCGUAAUUUCUGUGCUAUGUCACAGUAUAAAUUCUGAAUUGAUUUAAUUCAUACUUUCCUAGAUUAUAUUUAUUUCCUAUAGAAGGACCCAGAAUGUUGUUCAACAUGUCUAUAAUCUAAAAACUUCCGGUUUUAGGAGAUCUGCAUGAUUGAACUGACAUUUACAUGAAUAAAGACAAACUUUUUGUUUGACUGAAACAUCUUA
Oryzias melastigma (Indian medaka) is the source of this 2680-nucleotide messenger RNA. RefSeq names its product transmembrane protease serine 9. The record is from RefSeq and is a predicted model, not a curated record. Gene Ontology annotation, molecular function: serine-type endopeptidase activity. Gene Ontology annotation, biological process: proteolysis. The transcript has 11 exons. NCBI's taxonomy places the organism in Eukaryota, Metazoa, Chordata, Actinopteri, Beloniformes, Adrianichthyidae. Bases 280 to 2070 code for a protein of 596 amino acids.